AUGAGAGGAUUUCUGAAAUUAGCAUUGACGCUCUCCAUUAUAACACUGGCAAGGGGGCAUCCUCAUAGUGUUGAUGAGGGCCAUCAAGAUUUCAUGAAGAUUGGACUUGAUGAGGUCUUGGUGAAACCAGAAUCAACGAUCCAGUAUAUUUUCAACAAGCUGUUCCCCUUUGGACCUGCUGGAAAUGCCAUUUUAGCAACAACAUACAUCUCAGGGCCACCCAAUCUAAUUCUUGCAUUGAUUCCAUCUAAUAUCGAUGUUUCAUCUUUGAACCUACUAGUGAGUUUUGCAAUUGGAGGUUUAUUAGGAGAUGUUUUCUUACAUUUACUACCAGAGACCUUCACGGGCCAGUCUGUAGAUCUCAGUAUUGGCACUUCCAAAUACGUCUUGGUUGACGAUAGGAAGAACAUCAUUUUAGGGCUUGGCAUGUUUUUCGGGUUUUUGUUAUUUUUUGUUAUUGACAAGACCAUGCGUAUUUUGGAAAAUGACGGGUCAGAAGAGCAUGGCCAUUCCCAUUCUCAUACGCAUUCUACUGUACAGGGGGCAGAGGGUGAUAGUGCCAAUGGCAAUGAUAAUGCCAAUGGCAAUGACAAUGACGAUGACAAGGAAAAAGAGAAGGAGAUCAAUCCAUCUGUAAAGACAUCUGCUUAUUUGAAUUUAAUAUCUGAUUUCACACACAACAUCACCGAUGGACUUGCAAUUUCGUCAUCCUUUUACAUCUCCAAAAGCGUUGGAAGCACAACUGCUAUAGCUACAUUUAUGCACGAGAUCCCACAUGAAGUUGGUGACUUUGCCCUUUUAAUUCAAGGUGGCUUUAGUAAAUGGCAAGCCAUGGGCGCACAAUUUGUCACUGCAGUGGGGGCAUAUGUGGGGACCUUUAUUGGUAUAGCAUUACAGCAGAGUUUGGAAACGCAUCUUGACUCAAGCGUGGAGGCAGCUCCUGGCCUCUUUGGAACAUCACUCCAAAUGGCAGAUAUGACCUUGCCAUUCACUGCUGGUGGAUUUUUCUACAUUGCCUUCAGUGUAAUUCCCGAGCUCCUUGAAGGUGAAAGGGGGGUUUCUAGAUGCCAUGCCGCCAAGCAGUUUCUACUACAACUUCUCUGCAUGCUUUCCGGCAUUGGGUUUAUGGCGUUUAUUGCCCUCAAUGAGUAG
Pichia kudriavzevii is the source of this 1152-nucleotide messenger RNA. RefSeq lists its product as uncharacterized. Gene Ontology annotation, biological process: zinc ion transmembrane transport; intracellular zinc ion homeostasis. The transcript has a single exon. Gene Ontology annotation, cellular component: membrane. The record is from RefSeq and is a predicted model, not a curated record. NCBI's taxonomy places the organism in Eukaryota, Fungi, Ascomycota, Pichiomycetes, Pichiales, Pichiaceae. Gene Ontology annotation, molecular function: zinc ion transmembrane transporter activity. Bases 1 to 1152 code for a protein of 383 amino acids.